CGGGUGACCGUAAACACGGAGGAGCGUUAAGUUCAGCACGGAAAUAUUUCUGCUAACGGAAUUAUUUUAACGUUACAUACCGAGAGAGGAAUUAACCUCACAAUGAAGUGUUGGGUUACUGCCACGCUGCAUAUCAUGUGCGGUGCAGCGUUUUACCUCAGCUCGGUCAGCUCAGUCAGCUCACUCAACAAUACAAACCUUUUUACAGUAAACGCCUCAGUAAUGAUGGACGUCCAGCAGCCUCGGAUUGUGGUGGUCGGUGCUGGUGUGGCGGGACUCGGAGCGGCCAUCAAGCUAAAAGAACUGGGCUUCACUGACGUCACAGUGGUUGAAGCGGCGGACACCGUUGGAGGCAGAGUAGCCAAAGCGAAUAUAGGGAAGGCAUGGGUUGACACUGGAGCUCAAUAUAUCCAUGGUUCAUCUGAAGAAAACCUGUUCUACUGUCUUUUUAAAAAGUAUGGCUUUCUCAGCCAAAUCCCUGAUGAGGGAAACAGCGUGUUUUACAGACACGACGGACGCAAAGUCGACACAGAAUUUGCCCAACGUGUGUACGAGAAAGGGGAAAGUAUAAUUCGGUAUCGUGGAAAUAACACAGGGGGAAGCUUAGGAGAACAUUUUGCAGAGAAAGCUCAUGGUGUCAUUGAGGCCUCGCAGGCUGAUGAGAAGACGGUUGUGCAGGGUGUUCUUGCUUUGGUUGGGAAGGACUACCUGCUGAGCAUAGCAGCCUCAGACCUUCACGGUGUCUCUGCAGAUUCAUGGCAGUAUUACAUCAACAUGGGGGAUGAUCUCAAUGUGGAAGGGUUCAUGUUUCAAGUAGUAGAAAAGUUAGCAGAGAAUUUCCCCAAGGAGCGUUUGCUGCUGAAUAAGGCCGUAAGAAAGAUCGAGUGGGACGGCUCUUUCCCUGAUACAAAAGGCCUGGAGUACCCUGUGCGUGUGGUGUGUGAAGAUGGAGCAGAGAUUCUGGCAGAUCAUGUAAUCGUCACUGUCUCUCUUGGCUGCCUCAAAGCUAAAGCAGCCAACCUCUUUAACCCCAGCCUCCCAGCAGAGAAGAAGGAGGUGAUUGAAAAACUAUCUUUUGGGAACUUGGCUAAGAUUUUUUUGGAAUAUGAGGAAGCCUUCUGGGAGAAGAAUGUCAGUUGCAUAAGUUUUAUUUGGGACAAUGAUUCUGUUGCAUCUGCGCCCCCCAGUCAAACUGAGUGGCUGAAACACCUGAGUCAGUUCACUGUCAUGAAACCUGAGGAAAGGUUUGGCAAUAUUCUGAUUGGUUGGUGUCCUGGAGAUGUCGCUGACCUGAUUGAAACCAUGGCAGAGAAGGAAUUAGCCAGUGCCAUCACUGAACAUAUCAGGAUGUUUACUGGAAAUCCAAAUAUUCCUCCACCAAAGAGUAUUAUGUGCACACAGUGGCGUAAAAACAACUUCAUGCGCGGUUCCUAUACUUUCCUCCCAGUUGGUGUAGAUGGGAAAGUCAUGGAUGUCCUGGCUGAGCCUUUGGUGGCCACUAAGAACCCUAACAAGGAUCUUCAGGUUUUGUUUGCUGGAGAGGCAACCAUAAAAACUCUGUAUGGCACAGUGCAGGGAUCUAUAAUUUCCGGACACAGAGAAGCAGAGAGGCUGGCGCAGCGUUAUGGCAGGACAGCACCCCCUGCAGUUCACUGUGAGAGUCACACUUAAGGGUCCACUGUCACACAUUCUUCCCUGAGUUCCACUCUUCCAAAAAAGAGUCCUAACUGAUUUACUGACCUCAUAUCUUAUGGCCUCAUAACCACAUGAGUACAUGACCUCUCUAACAUAUUGUUUUUUCUGUGCUUUUAAAACAUAUGUAAUUUUUAAAUGUAUUUUUUGUGCAAAAAUAAUCUUCAACAUCAAUAAAGUUCUAUCUAUGUAAAAUUGUAUCUAUCUGUCUAAAUGAACACUGUACCAUGAUGCCUUAAAAAAACAGUCAAAGAUAAAACAGUACUAUCUUCACCAUGAGCUGCCAGAGCUAAACUGCUGCAGAGCAGACAAAUGUACCAUCACUGUUGCGAUAAAAUCUCAUAUCUCUAUAAUACCAAUCAAAAAUGAAUAAAAAAUGAACAAAAAUGGAAAUAUGAUGUUUUGUUCCAGCAGCAAUGAUAUGUAAAAGCUUUGGUCUUCAUGAUAUCAAAAGUGGGCUGGUUUUCCAGCUUAGCUUCAAUAUGUGGACGGUAUAUUUUGAAUUUCUAACAAAGUUUACGUUCUACAUUCUCAGUUAUUUUUUUGAUGUAGCUUUGGAAUUCCCUACAACUGUCUGCAUGACUGCUCUGUUCUUUCUUCCUUUAAAGCUCACAUGAAAACCUUCCUCUUUCAUGCACGUUAAUCUUCCAAGUCUUUUUUCCUUCAAUGUAAAAUGGUCCUGGGUUUGUUUGGUUGUUACUUUAUAAGUGGACUAUUAUUAGUAGUAGUAGUAUUAUUAGUAGUAUUACUAUCAUUAUAAGACAAUUUUGGUUUUCUGUGUUGGGCUUGUGGGCCCUAGAAAGCUAAGUCCAUUCCACUUGUUCAUUCUAUUUGCGCAUUCUGCAGUUUUGCUUGCUGUUUGCGGUGUGAACAAUAAACAAAAUGUGUAAAAAGAUAAA
Molecule: messenger RNA, 2591 nt
Organism: Pygocentrus nattereri (red-bellied piranha)
Lineage: Eukaryota; Metazoa; Chordata; Actinopteri; Characiformes; Serrasalmidae
Gene: paox1
Product: polyamine oxidase (exo-N4-amino) 1
Exons: 9
Coding region: 103-1671 (522 amino acids)
Molecular function (GO): polyamine oxidase activity
Source: RefSeq, a predicted model, not a curated record